Penaeus monodon (black tiger shrimp) is the source of this 648-nucleotide messenger RNA. RefSeq names its product putative helicase mov-10-B.1. Lineage: Eukaryota; Metazoa; Arthropoda; Malacostraca; Decapoda; Penaeidae. The coding region runs from base 178 to 633 and encodes 151 amino acids. Gene Ontology annotation, molecular function: helicase activity. The transcript has 4 exons. The record is from RefSeq and is a predicted model, not a curated record.
UAUUGAUUUACUCUCUUCAUUAUAUAGGUUCCUGGACUAGCAGAAAAACGACCAUCUGUCUUAAGAGGAGACAAUGUAUACAUCACUGGAUGUGAAGAUUCCCGGGCUCGGGGAUAUGUAGGAUGCGUCCACCAAGUAAAUGAAAAGUCUCUUUACAUUGCACUGGCAUCAGAGUUUAUGCAUGACUUCAUUGAUGGCAAGAAAGUAGAUGUCGCAUUCUCCUUUUCUCGCCAUACACUGAAACUUUGCCAUCGAGCUUUGGCUCUUGCUGAGGAAUUUGGAAUGAUGCAUCUCAUCUUCCCAAAGCCUUCAAGAAUCCUAAUUAAUCCUGCUCAAGAUAUUCUGUUAUUUAACAGGAAACUUGAAGAAAAUCAGGAGCAGUUGGAAGCUGUGCGUAGCAUCAUCUCAGGAACUUCAAAGCCAGCGCCCUAUAUUGUGUUUGGCCCUCCAGGUACUGGGAAGACAGUCACAGUUGUAGAGGCAAUAAAACAGAUAUAUAAACGGGAACCCAACAGCAGAAUUCUGGUAGCUGCCCCCUCAAAUGCUGCAUGUGACAACAUAACAGGAAGACUAUUAGAGCAUAUAUCCAGAAGGCAUGUGUUCCGGAUGCAUUCAAAAUCCAGAGAAAUGUAAGUUUUGUAAUUACAG